Messenger RNA from Rattus rattus (black rat), 249 nucleotides. Its product is annotated as 40S ribosomal protein S26-like. The record is from RefSeq and is a predicted model, not a curated record. Gene Ontology annotation, cellular component: ribosome; cytosolic small ribosomal subunit. Gene Ontology annotation, molecular function: mRNA binding; structural constituent of ribosome. Gene Ontology annotation, biological process: translation. Bases 1 to 249 code for a protein of 82 amino acids. NCBI's taxonomy places the organism in Eukaryota, Metazoa, Chordata, Mammalia, Rodentia, Muridae. The transcript has a single exon.
AUGCAGCCAAUUCACUGCACGAACUGCGCCCGGUGCUUGCCCAAGGAUAAGGUCAUCAAGAAGUUUGUCAUUCAGAACACUGUAGAAGCCGCUGCAGUCAGGGACAUAUCUGAAGCAAGCGUCUUCAAUGCUUACGUGCUUCCCAAGCUCUAUGUCAAGCUGCACUACUGUGUGGGCUGUGCUAUUCAUAGCAAGGUCAUCAGGAAUCGAUCUCAGGAGGCCCGGAAGGACCGAACACCCCUACCAUGA